Triticum urartu is the source of this 560-nucleotide messenger RNA. The record is from RefSeq and is a predicted model, not a curated record. Lineage: Eukaryota; Viridiplantae; Streptophyta; Magnoliopsida; Poales; Poaceae.
UACAAAUAAGGAAGAAUGGAGUCAUCACACAAGCUUUUCCAGGCCAUUGCCAUCCUCCUCCUGCUCCUAGUCGCCACCGAGGUGGUGCCAGCGCAGGCACGAGAGUGUGAGACAGAGAGAGAGCGGUUCAACGGGCUGUGCUUCGUGUCCGCAAACUGCGCCGGUGUGUGCGGUGCGGAGGGGUUCACCGGCGGCAAGUGCUCCGGCUUGAAGAGGAGCUGCAUGUGCACGAAGGAGUGCUAGAAGAUAUCAUGAUAUAUUUAGGUGGUUGGAUGGUGAUAAUUAUGAACUUAUUCUUCACAUGGUUUGAAUUACCUUUGUUCGUAUGUCUGAUAAAGUUCCAGGUUCACCGCGGCGUUAUCCUUGGGUUCGAAUGAAGGAACAUGUUUUGUUUCUUUAAAGCAAAGAAAAUGUGUGGCCCAUGAGAGUGCUCAUGGGAUCACAUGUAUCUCCUUUUUUUCUGUAUUUUUCUCUUCUUUCUGGGUGUGCCUAGCUCUUAUCUAGAUGAGACAUAACUAAGUACCAUCAAACUCCUAUGCCAUUUGAUUUUACAUAGAGAU